Molecule: messenger RNA, 1648 nt
Organism: Sphaeroforma arctica JP610
Lineage: Eukaryota; Ichthyosporea; Ichthyophonida
Exons: 6
Biological process (GO): mitochondrial transmembrane transport
Molecular function (GO): oxidative phosphorylation uncoupler activity
Source: RefSeq, a predicted model, not a curated record
UCAGACCAUCAAAGUACGCCUGCAGAAUCAGCGCAAAAAUGUGGCCAGUGUUCCUGGGGUGGCUGGGGUAACCCACUAUCGAGGUAUAGCGCAUGCAGCAAUCACCAUUCCCAAACAGGAGGGGAUAAGCGCCAUGUUCAAAGGCCUUGAGAGCGGCCUUGUAAGACAGACAGCAUUUGCGACUCUCAGGCUGGGACUAUACAACCCAAUCCGUGAUUGGUACGUAUCAGUUCUCAGUGCCUCGGCAGACGGCACAUCCACGCCAACAUUAGGUAUACGCGCACUCGCAGCGGCGACUACCGGAGCUAUAGCUAUCACUGUAGCUUCGCCGGCGGACUUGGUUAAAGUGCGCAUGCAGGGGGCAGCCCCAGGCGUGUACAAGAACACGCUCGAUUGCUUCUUGAAGUCGUUGCGAGAAGGUGGCGUCGCGAAGUUGUGGACCGGUCUUGGGCCCAACAUCGCGAGGAAUUCCGUCAUGAAUAUGAUGGAGGUCGCCACAUACGACCAACUCAAGUCCUAUCUCGUCAACGAGCGUGGCUGGGAAGCGGGCACACAGACCUUCAUUGCGUGUGGUCUGGGAGCAGGUGCGGUGUCAACGGUAGUGGGAAGUCCAUUGGAUGUGAUCAAAGUACGAAUAAUGAGUAAGCAGGUGGAUGCUAAGGGUCAACCCUUAUAUCGGAAUGCGGUGGACUGUUUCAUGAAGAUUCUGCGUCAGGAAGGUGUGUCGGCGUUCUACAAAGGACUAUCGGCCAACUAUCUGCGCGUGGGCUCGUUCAACACUGUGAUCUUCCUAACUUACGAGUCCGUACUACGAAUGUAGGGCACCAUAUAAUGAUAUAGGGGCUGUUUCAAUGCGUCCUAGGGCAGUCGGAAAGGGUCAUUUUGGCGCGUUGCGCAGGGUCUUCUCUGGGGCUACAAUUCAGAAAAAUGGUAAUUCUGCUCCCCUACUUUAACUCCUUUUGGCUGUCGGAUUCAAACGAAUCUUUCGGUUGCGCCAUGAUUCUCACACCCGCCGGUGUGAACGCUAUCGACAUGCACAGGUGCAUAGUGCGUUCUUGCAAAUGUUCUGCGUCGUGAGGCAAUGUGUAUCCCACACGCCAAAUUGUUUGGCGUGCAGGGCUAGUCUGAAUAUGCCAAUGCACAGUGACCGUCAUGUGGUGGAUGCUAUCAGGAGUCGGCGCAUAAUUACCGAUUUCCGAUGUGCGUUGCUCUGUGGCGCUGCUGUAUUCGUCAAUUUGCAUCGAGUUAGUCGAGGCUACCCUGCACUCUGUCGAUCGAUAUCUGGGGUCCUGUUUGCGAGCCUCUCACACGUUGCCUAGACAGGUACUGAAUGAUAGACGGAAACACGCCAGACAAGCAUACGCCAAACAAGUCAACACGGAAUAAGCAAUGCACAGAAUAUGCCUGGUAUGAUAUAAACUACAUAGUGCCACAAUGGCGGUACGUUCCCACAUUCCUCCGCAUCAGUUUCGAACACAAGAUAUUACACCGUUACUUCGCUGUGUAAGGAUGUGUUUAUGUGGUUGCAGGCCGAGAACAUUGUCACCUUACUGCAUGACACAUGGUACCAUGCCAUUCCUCGUGUAUAGUAAGUGAAUCACCGUACAGGAAUAAAACCCUAAUCGGAUACCUCAAAGGCACGCACACA